This is a messenger RNA of Trichosurus vulpecula (common brushtail), 288 nucleotides long. Its product is annotated as 40S ribosomal protein S27-like. Gene Ontology annotation, molecular function: RNA binding; structural constituent of ribosome. Bases 1 to 288 code for a protein of 95 amino acids. Gene Ontology annotation, cellular component: ribosome; cytosolic small ribosomal subunit. Gene Ontology annotation, biological process: translation; ribosomal small subunit assembly. The transcript has 2 exons. NCBI's taxonomy places the organism in Eukaryota, Metazoa, Chordata, Mammalia, Diprotodontia, Phalangeridae. The record is from RefSeq and is a predicted model, not a curated record.
AUGACUCCACAGGGAUCUCCCCACGCCAACUUGCCUCCUGGAAAAGACCUCCUGCACACCUCUCCUGAGGAGGAGAAGCAGAAACAUAAGAAGAAGCAUCUGGUGCAGAGUCCAAACUCACAUUUCAUGGACGUAAAGUGCCCGGGGUGCUGUAAAAUCACCACUGUUUUCAGCCACAUGCAAACAGUGGUUCUCUGUGUCAGAUGCGCCACUGUACUCUGUCAGCCUACUGGAGGCAAGGCAAGACUUACAGAAGCAUGCUCCUUCAGAUGGAAGCAGCACCAAUGA